Acyrthosiphon pisum (pea aphid) is the source of this 3386-nucleotide messenger RNA. RefSeq lists its product as uncharacterized. Lineage: Eukaryota; Metazoa; Arthropoda; Insecta; Hemiptera; Aphididae. The transcript has 2 exons. The record is from RefSeq and is a predicted model, not a curated record. Bases 426 to 2234 code for a protein of 602 amino acids.
GAGACGAGCUCAGUUUUCGUACAGGUGUCGACCCGCGUGCAAUCACCCAGUGCGGCAUAACAUAAUCGUAUAUGUAUUACAUUGUGCAUACAAAAUUAUAAUAUUGUUGUUAUUGUUCCGUUCGCGUGUUUUGUUGUUAAUUAUAAUAAUAAUCGGUUUGAUAAUAUAUUAUUGGAGUGCGCGGUUUCUUAAUAAACCAUAUUUUUAUUACUGAUUGUGUCUAACUUUUUAUUGGCAUUUAAUUUUUUUUUUAUCAUAAUUUAAAUUUUUCACGUCUUAAGAAUACACAGAUGAACAGUGCUCGGUGAUCGCCGCCUCGGAUGGAAUAUAGUUUUCGAAAUAUUAUGACAUACAGUGAUUAUUACUACUAACGAGGACACCGCGAGGGCUAAUGUAAUAAACCCUUAUAAUAUUAACAGGUGACGAUGAGCGUGACGACAACGAUAACGACGGCUGACUGCGAGCUGCUAGGCCGGGGGCCCGUCCAAGGAUCGGCUGACUCAGAUAGCCUGGCUACGCUGGUCAGACAGCUAUGCAAAAAGCAGCAACAACGUGGCCGGUUACCGGGACGCCGGUGUACGGUGGCAUGCAGCCGGGAUGCCGGGCUGGAGAUCAUCCCGUACCAGAGGAAGCGGCCAGACGACGAGGGUUUUGAGUCAGAUGAGGACUUGGCGUCGCUAGGCUCGUACGACGAUCCCGCAAAGAGGAAGACAGGAACGUUGGCAGCUGUGUCGGCAGCGGCGGGUGCAGCGUCGGACAGUGCCAACAGCAGCGGCGUUUCAGAAGACAGCGAUGACGCGGACGCCGCUUCACUGAGAGGUGAACAGGCGCCAGUCACGGUCGCCACGGAGACGGCCGACGGAUCUGGUCGGGAGGCAUAUGGGCUGACCGACGUGGCGUUCUGCCACACAGAUGCUGCUGCACUACCUGGUAUUGCAGUAUGGGUGAUCAAGACCAGGAGGACACCAUCCGCAGGCCUAGAAGCCAUCGUGGUCCGGAGCCGGGACAACCGGCUGCAGGACGUGUGUCGGGCGUACCAGGAGCACAGCAGACGCAUGAAGUUGGAACCGAAGCCUUGGGUCGGCCAUACGAAUGGUGCCGGUGGACCGUUGUCAUCACAGAGGCGCAAAGUCGGUGUCAGCGGUGGCAGCAUAAGUGGCAACAUAGCACUAACGGCAAUGCCUGAAGUGAACCGAUUCAACCUGGUGCAGCGGACCGAUACCGACGGGGUGACGCACAUCGAAGUGACAGCGGGACCUGUGGUGGCGGCGGCUAACUCAACCUCCAGGGAUUCGUCUCAGUCAAACAUCAUAAGCAUAAGCACGCCCGAAUCUCCAAGGCCGACGACUAAAGACCGAUCCUACGGAGACGAUAAUCAAGACCGAGACGAUGGUGACGGUGGCAUUGAGCCACCUCCGCAGAGACCGGAAAGGAGGAAAUAUAAGGUGAAACCGGACGAUGGUGACGGAAGUAACGAAGACUACAGGAGGCAACAGAAGGUAGUAAGGGGUCAGUUCAUUAGGGUCAAUGUCAACCAUUGCGCCGUGUUGCCGCCGGCCAGUCCGGAACCGGAAAGGAAGUCCGGCCAAGACUCAGCGGCCAAGUCACCCGCCGCUCAAUCGCCGACAACCGUCAUUUCGGAUCGGCUGUGGUCGACGGCCGAUUACGACAGGCUGGAUGGUAGGUACGAACAACACAGGCAGUCAUCGCGGUCCAGCAGUCGGACUCGAAGCAGGAGCACAGGCCCGGGUCGCCGGCAACAACAACCGUUACAGCUGGCCGCUGUCCAACCGUCACAUCCUCCACCAGUUGCGUUCAGUCGGUACCCGAACAACGAACAGCAGCAGCCGUCAUCUUUCGGAAACCGGUUCUUCGGAAAACUCCGUGAGAUAACUUCUGGAAAUCAGUCACCGCCACUACAGGACCUGCAACCCGUAGCUUUCCGGCGCCGUAACAGCGUCGGUGAAUCUGUCACCGCCAACUUUUAUCAAUAUUUUAGCCAUCAACACCACCAUCAACAUCACCAACUCGGCCAAUAUCAGCAACAACAACAACAACAGCAACAGCUCUAUCAGCAGCAGCUCCAUCAGCAGCACAGGCAACAGGCCAAAAAUGGCGGACAUCUUAAGUCAGUGAUCAAGAAAAACAACAAGAGCCAACUCUAUCAACAUACCUACGACGAACCCAAAAAGGUCACGUUCAGCGCCUACGCCACUGUUCAAGUUGUCGAUUAACUAGGCGCUCCCUUCACCAUACAUUCAUUGUACCAUAUACAAAGUUUACUUGUGUUGUCGAACGUCAGUCGUCGUCGUGUUACCAAUAGAUUUAACCGGUCACGCUGACCGCCUGUCGGGCAAUAGGGCGUAGUAUAUUACCAAAAAAUUGCUCAAAUUCACAUGUAUGUUGUUUUUCUGCAUUUGCAGAAAUAAAUCACAUGUAACAACACUAGCUGUAGGGUAAUUCGAUAUAAAAAUGGUGAAUGAUAAAUUCCUAUUUAACGUUUUAAUGAUUUGAAAUUAUAUGUCUAAUCGAUAGUUUAUUUCGCCUUUUUUUUUAAUAAUGAAAAUAGUCAUAGUACCGCAACAUACAUUUUUUGUUCUAAAUAUCGUUUUUCUCCACUCAAAAUUCAAUCAUUAAAUCAAAAUCUAAUAAAUCGUUAUGGUUGCACGUCACAUUGGUCAUUGUAUUAAGAGGUCAAGUUCGUGUCUUCGUCGUUGAAGGCAUUUGUAAACUGGGCCCCCGACAUGACACUGAAUUCGUCGUUAAUUUACUCUACUUCUUUUUACGUGGGAAUUCUUUGAUUGUUUCAUCGUUUUAUCUUCGACCGGAAGAUAGUAAACGGACGGAAACGACAUUAAAAUACGACGUAUGUUUAUUUUAAUAGUAAGAAAUAAUCGUACGAAGUCAGAGUGACAGUAAACCUAUAUAAAUAUAUAUAUAUAUAUUAGUAUGAUAUUGAAUAUUACGUCAUUGUUGUUCUAGUUUUUGAGAAUGUGAUCGAUCAAUUAUUAUUCUGUUAUAUAUAUUUUUAUCGACACGCCAUUCACGAAUAUUACGCCCUCUUACCCGUUACGCGUUCGCGUUAUAUUCUAGUAAAGCUAUUCACUAUUCAGAUUGUUGCUCAUUAAACGAAAUAUUAAUAUAUUUUAUUUAUGAACGUAUUUUUUUUUUAUAUCUUACCUAUAUAAUACAUCGUUACUGGCGCAUAUAUUAUUGAAUUGUACAUUAAGUUAACUUAUAUAGGUAACAUUUUAAUGGUAGACAAUAAGUAUAACUUAAUUUCCUUAUUAUAUCUAUCAAUUACGUUUUAUUUUCUGUAUAACAUAAUAUAGAAGACGACACCGCUGCAGGUAUUAAGCACUUGCAUGUGUUUUUUGGGACCGUUU